CACUUCACUUUCUUCAUGGCUCGGGGAGAAAUCUCAAAAGUUGUGUGAAAAAAAUGAUUCAUGACCUUGUGCAAAAAGAAAGUGUUGAACAAAGCAGAAGCUUCUCUAAUCAGUGUGGAUUCUGUGGUACUGUGACAUUUAGCAACUCCACUUUCUACCUGUGAGACUGGCCUACCUGUGAGCUCAUUCCGCCUCCAGGACAACAACAACCCUGAGUGAACGGGGCCCUUUGAUUGGCCCCGACGGCAGCCAAUCUGAGCCCAAAGAGGGAGUCACAGGGAAGCCACUGCACCUAUCUGCACUCACCUGAUACUUUACCUGGCUGAGCACAGAGCCCAGCAUCUCAUUACCUCUCCAAUACAAUCUCCAACUGAGGCUCAUUGUUUCCUCUGAGCUCCAGCAGUCGAGGUGUUCUUCUGUGUUUGGCUUCACACUUGGACAAAGACAAGGAGCCAUGGCCGUGGCAAACUUCCAAUACAUUACCCGGAUGAGCAGUGGCUUCAAGGUGUACAUUUUAGAAGGUCAGCCCCACCUCAGGAGCGAAGACAGAUACAGACAUAUCGCAAAUGACCGGGCACGAGCCCCGACCGUGCAUCCAGUCAAACGCAAGCGCAGCCACGAGAGAGGUCUGACAUUGGAGGAAAGGCGAGAGCGGGCACUGAGCAGAAGCAUUGGUAAACCAGCCCAGAGAGCAGCGCCAGCGGCGUUCAACCGGCCGCAGAGUCCCACAUCUACCUGGAGUCCAACACCCAGCCCCACCGACCAUCUGCCCUCCCAUGUGUACUACGCACCAGUCAUGGAUGAACCACUCGCCCUCAUCAAGAAACCAAGGAAAGACCCUGAAAGCACAGAAGAGAAGACUAAAAGCUCUACUCCCACUCAAAUCCAGAUGCGUCCCUCUGUGAUCACUUGUGUCUCCUCAUCAAGAAACCCUUCCUGCCGAUCUGACGUCCACAGAGUGAUUUCCAAAUGCAACUACGACCACGUCGUCGACGAGCAUUUCCAGAGGAGCCUCGGGGAGAGCUACCAGAGAUCUCGCUCCCAGCAGCGCUCCAUCAGCGUGUCCGUCGAUGACCACUUCGCCAAGGCUCUGGGGGACCAGUGGCAGCAGAUUAAAACCAAGUCUUCCUCCUGUUCCUCCACGCCUCCCAGCAGCCCAAGCGUCACUCACUCCCCCACCUACAGACACAGCCCCAAUCAGUCCCACAAAGAGUCCACCAGCAGGUCAUCGCAGACUUCCAGCCGCUGGUCUGUCAAUUAAAAGCAGAAACGACCUCUGACACGGGAAGAAAACUGUGACUUUUAACAUUUCACUGCGUGCAGCUUCGCUUGUCAAGCAAUGAAAACGCCGGCGCUAGUGUUGCGAGGGCGAGCUAAACAGAUGCAGUCACUUUGGACCUCUUUGUGUGUCCGAAUUUAAGACACAUUGAUGCAGAUGAAUGUAGCAAUAAUUUGGGUUGUUUCCGGGUUAUGUUACAUUUCUGUCCUCUGCUUGAAUACCUGAGAUACUGUGUAGAUGGUGAUGUGGGAUGAUUGAAAAAUCAGCCAAAUAAUCCUUAACAUUUCUUGGAUUUUGUGUCGUUCUUUUAAUGCCACAAUUUCACUGUAUUAUAUUUAUGUUCUGAUAACACCUGGGUGCCUUAUAGUCUAAAUGGCUAGCCUGUCUGCUGUAUGAUAUUGUGCUUAUCAGCUAUACACAAAAGAGAUUUUUAAAAAGACUUUGAAAAAAUAAAAAUUUCAAAAACAAA
Messenger RNA from Sebastes umbrosus (honeycomb rockfish), 1748 nucleotides. It is a transcript of the gene vgll4l, whose product is annotated as vestigial like 4 like. The transcript has 5 exons. Gene Ontology annotation, molecular function: transcription coactivator binding. Gene Ontology annotation, biological process: negative regulation of DNA-templated transcription. NCBI's taxonomy places the organism in Eukaryota, Metazoa, Chordata, Actinopteri, Perciformes, Sebastidae. The record is from RefSeq and is a predicted model, not a curated record. The coding region runs from base 455 to 1261 and encodes 268 amino acids.